AUGCCCUGGCCGAAAGGGAAGCUCCGGCGUGUCAGCGUCACCUCGGCUGGCUUUGGAGGUUCUAUCGGCCACUGCAUCCUCGAUCAUGUCAACAUUGUAUACCCCGACUAUGUCAAGCCAGGCAUUAUGCAAAAGACUGCAAAGCGCAAUGGCAUAGCAAAGCAACGUCCACAGAACGGCAAUGGCGUCAGUGGACGUGUUCAAACUGGCAAUGCAACUGCCAGUCAUGUACAAGGUGGCAACGACACACAUCACGCUUCAACAAACUCAACCCUUUUGAAGAGCAGUAUCUUAAACGGGCAUCAAAAUGGACAUAUCAAUGGUUCUGCAGCAACAAAGCACCAUGCUCCAAUACUGUCUUCACCAACAAGAGUAAGCUCAGCUACUGCCGGCACCCGCCAGCUCGUCCUGCUUCCGUUUUCAGCAAAUGUCAAUGCCUCACUCGAUGCAAAGAUUGCAGUUCUGUCCCAGGUGGUUGACCAGCACUCUUUGGCCGACAUGGCCUAUUCACUGGCGGCCAGACGGUCGAGGUUCACGCAACGGACUUACUGCAUUGUGGAUAAAGACGAUACGGAAAAAGGUCUACUGGAAUUUAAACCACAUGUCUUCUCAAGUCCGUCCGAGGUCCCGCGUCUGGGAUUCAUUUUCACUGAGCAGGGCGCUCAAUGGCACGCCAUGGGAGCAAAGCUCUUCGAGUACCACGGUUUCCGCACAGCCAUUGAGUAUUUGGACUAUGUCCUUGGUACCCUGACCUUGGCCCCAUCCUGGACUAUCAAAGACCUUUUGUCUGGAAACUGCGAUGUUGACGCCAUGCAGAGACCUGAUAUCUCACAAAGUGCGUGUACGGCCGUCUAA
This is a messenger RNA of Akanthomyces muscarius, 855 nucleotides long. RefSeq lists its product as uncharacterized. The record is from RefSeq and is a predicted model, not a curated record. Gene Ontology annotation, biological process: secondary metabolite biosynthetic process; fatty acid biosynthetic process. Lineage: Eukaryota; Fungi; Ascomycota; Sordariomycetes; Hypocreales; Cordycipitaceae. Bases 1 to 855 code for a protein of 284 amino acids. Gene Ontology annotation, molecular function: fatty acid synthase activity. The transcript has a single exon.